Molecule: messenger RNA, 5782 nt
Organism: Aplosporella prunicola CBS 121167
Lineage: Eukaryota; Fungi; Ascomycota; Dothideomycetes; Botryosphaeriales; Aplosporellaceae
Exons: 4
Coding region: 435-5528 (1697 amino acids)
Biological process (GO): transmembrane transport
Cellular component (GO): membrane
Molecular function (GO): ATP binding; ATP hydrolysis activity; ABC-type transporter activity
Source: RefSeq, a predicted model, not a curated record
ACACUUUUGAGUUCUCUCUUUCUCUCCUCGGCAUUGACUUGUUGCUUCUUUUCCUCCUCCUGCUGCUGCUCUUCUUCUUCUUUGUGUGGGCUGUUGCUCAAACAGCUUUUUGAAAGAAGGGCUUCCUUGGCUUUCUGGAGGCCUUUUUCUUACGCGUGAGCUGCACGUCGGGAGCUAGGGACUGCACCUACGCUGGGCUGCCUACAUCAUCCAGGGCGAACGACACCGCCGGUGCUUGCAUCCGUCGCCGCUACCGCUCACGUAAACGAUCCAUCAUCGCCGACGCGACUGUCCGCCCUGUAAUAACCACGCCGCCGCGCGCUGCCGCCAAUACGCCGUCCUCAUAGCUCGCGAGCUCCGCCGCCGUUUUACAUCCAUCCAUCGGGCUGGAUAUAUACAAAUUACAUCCACAAAAACAUCACAAAACAACAACAAUGGCACACUAUCAACCGUACCCCGUGCCCUUAGCGGCAAUGUCCUACCCUUCCCUCCCUCCACCUCCCUCCCUCCCGACACACCCUCUCCCCACCCUCAUCCUCUCCAGCACCGCCUUGGCGCUCUCCCUCCUCCUCACCGCUACCUCUCUGACACAUGUGCUGCGCGCGCGACUACGCCUACGUCGGCGCGGCACCCGCGCGCAGGUGACGGGCCCGGAGGCGCCGUACCGCGAUGAGGAUGGCGGCGCGACGCGCGAUAGCGAGGAGGUAUAUGCGAGGUGGUUGCUGGCCAAAGGGGUACUGCUGCUUGUGGGUGCGGUUGUGGGCACGGGUGUGGGCGGCGUAAGAGCUGUGGCGGGGACGUUGGGGGAGAGGGAGAGAGGGGUGCUGGGGCUGGUGGGGCUGUGGUUGGCAGCGGGGAUUUGGUUGCCUCUCAUUACGCAAGCAAUCCUUGUCCUAGUGGAGAAAGACCCGGUCCGCAAAUACGAAGUCGCCCUGAACAACUCCAUCUCCUAUAUCAUCGUCACGGCGCUCUUCUGCUAUGUCAACGGUUUUAUCGGCCAGGACCGAGUCAAUCUCGGGCUCUCCAUCGCCGAAGUCGCGCUGGCCGUAGUUGGGUUCUUCCUCUGCGCGUCAUUCCCGCGACGCCCUGACGUCUUCCUCAAUGGCCGUCCCGUGGACCGACAAAAGUCUGCAUCCGCAUUAAGCCGCUACAGCUACAGCUGGCUUACGCCCUUGUUGAGCUUUGCUUCCAAGCGGCAGGUGUUGAGGCAAGAUGACAUUCCGAAGCUGGACAGUGCCAGGAGAGCUCGUGACCUCCACGAUGCCUACGUUUCCAAGAACUACACUGGAAGACUGUGGAAAAGUGUUAUCAAAGCUCAUGCUCCUGCGUUGGUUCUCCAGUACAUACUCGGGACACUGGAGUCCCUCCUCAUUGUAGUGCCGCAGAUCGCCAUGUUCCACCUCCUUAAGCUCCUGGAGGCGCGUCAGCAGGGCGCAAACGUCACACUGGAAGCAAGUCUCUGGGUCGUCGGCCUGGGAAUCGGGAUCCUAAUCCAGAACUUCUUUGAGAACUGGCGCUGGUGGGUGAGCUACGGUCACUUGAAUGUGCCUAUCAGGGUGCAGCUGUCUGCGCUCAUUUUCUCCAAGGCAAUGCGCAGGAAGGAUGUGAAAAGCGCCGAGACGACUCACGAGAACAAUUCGAACGUUAUUGGCGCAGUUGCGACGUCGAGCUCUGGUCCGGAGGAGGUUGCGGGCAAGAAGAACACGGAAGAAGCGGCAGCUGACCCAACUGCCCAAAAGACUGAGCAAGGAACGAUCAACCUUGUUGGUGUGGAUAGCAAGCGCAUCGCAGACUUUGCCACGUACCAAAACGGAUUUUAUGGCGCGUUCCUUAAGAUCACUGUCUCUUUCGUCUUCAUUUAUAAGCUGGUUGGAUGGCAAGCCCUCAUCGCGGGUAUCAUCGCGCAGCUCCUCACUGUUCCCUUGAACUUGUAUUUCACGAAGCGCUACGCGAGUGCUCAGAAUGAUUUGAUGACAGCUCGGGACCGCAAGCUUGCGGUUCUGAACGAGGCGUUGACUGGAAUUCGUCAGAUCAAGUUCUCGGCGCUGGAGAAGCAAUGGCAGGCCAAGAUCCAGGAGUUCCGUGAGACGGAGCUCAAGACAAUUUGGAGGGUUUUUGUUUCUGACACGUUCCUCAUUUUCUGCUGGAUCUUCGGCCCCUACAUGCUGUCGGCUGUCACGCUUGCAACCCACGCUAUCGUCCAUGAUCACCUUUACCCCUCUGUUGCGUUUACCACAAUUGGUAUUUUGACGCAGAUUGAGGGAACUCUUGCCUUUAUUCCCGAGCUCAUAGCAUCCGGUCUUGAUUCAUGGGUUAGUAUAAACCGCAUCGAAGAAUACCUGAACGCGCCAGAGAAAGAGAACAACACGGAGCCUGGUGACCGUAUCGCAUUCAAGGAUGCGAGCGUAGCCUGGCCUUCGAAUGCCGAAAAGAACGAGGAGGCUUUUGUGCUCCGCGAUCUCGAUUUCAGCUUCCCCGAGGGUGAACUCAGUGUCAUUUCGGGCCGCACCGGAUCCGGUAAGACACUCCUUCUGAAGGCGAUCCUGGGAGAAGUAGACAUCAUUUCCGGGACAAUCGAGAUGCCGCAGGCUCCGCCCCACGACCAAAGGUUUGACUGGAAGGCUACGAAGAAGGACUGGAUCAUCCCCGCCGCUAUUGCCUUUGUGAGCCAGCAGCCAUGGAUCGAGAACUGCAACUUCAGGGACAAUGUCCUGUUCGGCCUUCCGUUUGACUCACAGCGCUACCGCAAGGUCAUCUCAGCUUGUGCGCUCGAAAAGGACCUCGAAAUGCUGACAGACGGCGACAUUACGGAGAUCGGCGCACAGGGUAUCAACCUCAGCGGUGGUCAACGCUGGCGCAUCACGCUCGCGCGGGCGCUCUACUCGCGCGCUGGCAUUUUAGUCCUGGACGACAUCUUCAGCGCCGUGGACGCGCACGUCGGCAAGCACAUCUUUGAGAAGGCAUUGACGGGCGAGCUGGGCCAGGGUCGCACGAGGAUCAUUGUCACGCAUCACGUCGCGAUGUGCCUGUCGAGGACGAAGUUCGAGGUCUUGCUUGAAGCUGGGCGGGUGGAAAAGGCGGGCUUGGUCGAUGAACUCCGCAGUUCUGGCGAUAUCGAGACGAUCCUCGAGGAGGAAAAUCUCGAGGAUGAGGCGACCGAGACGGCGACGGAUUUGUUGGAGGUCCCGAACGGCAAUGGCCACCACGGUGGUAGGCGUCGCAGCUCGCACUCAAAGUCGAAUGCGCUCUCUCGUCAACGAUCCCACUCGAGUAUCCGGUCCGACGCGCUCAUUGACAAUGGCCACCUCGACGUCAACUCGAAGUAUGUCGCUAAGAAGUUUGUCGAAGAAGAGACCAAGCAACGGGGCCAUGUGCUGUGGAACAUCUACCUCCGGUACGUGCGGGCCGGCGGUGGCUACUGGCUUUGGGGCGGUAUCGUGUUCGCGUUCAUGUUCGUACAGGCACUGAUACUGGGGCGGUCAUGGUGGCUCACCAUCUGGACGAGUCAGUACAAGACCGAGUCAUCGGCAGAGGCGAAGCCCUUCACAGCCAUGACAUUCCAGCAUCCUAUGGCGCAGCGGGCGCUGUCAGUGCAAACCGUCUCGCGGGAUACGCGCUUCUACGUCGCUGUGUACCUGCUCAUCUCCGUUGCUCUCUCGACCAUUGGCGCGCUCCGCUAUUUCUGGGUAUAUUGUGGCUCGAUCCGCGCGAGUCGCAAGCUGUUCGACGACUUGACAUAUGCGGUCCUGCGCGCCCCGCUCCGCUGGCUUGAUACCGUGCCUACUGGCCGUGUGCUCAACAGGUUCACAGCGGACUUUAGCACCCUGGAUCUGGAGCAGGCAAAUGCGUUUUCGUUUAUGGUGUUCAACUUCCUGAUGGUGGUUGGCAUUGUCAUCGCCGGCAUGAUGGUCACGCCAAUCAUGGUUAUCUUCGCCGUGCUCCUACUCGCGCUCUGCCUGCGGUACUCGCUGUUCUACCUCGCCGGCGCGCGCGAGACCAAGCGUCUGGAGUCGCUCGCCAAGUCGCCUGUCUUUGAGCUUUUUGGUGCCGCGCUCUCCGGCAUCAGCACCAUCCGUGCCUUCGACAAGAGCGACUCUUACAUCGAGAACAUGUUCGCCAAGAUUGAUGCACAUGGCCAGACUGUCUACUACAUGUGGUCCUUCAACCGCUGGCUGACAUUCCGUCUCGGCGUUGUUGGCGCUGUCUUCACAGUCGCCAUGGCGGCCCUGAUCGUCAGUCUCGGAAAUAUUGACGCCUCCCUCGCGGGUUUCGCGCUGGGCUUCACGCUUGACUAUUCCAUUUCGGUCGUAUUUAUGCUGCGGCAGUACGCGGUGGUGGAGCUGAGCAUGAAUGCCGUCGAGCGCAUCGUCGAGUACUCGGAUCUGGAGAUUGAAAACGAAGGCGGCGAACCCGCGCCCGCGGCCUGGCCUGCCGAGGGCCGUCUCGAAGUGGAGAAUCUUGUUGUUUCGUACGCGCCCGACCUCGAUCCCGUACUCAAGGGCGUGAACUUCAGUGUCGCUCCCAACGAGCGUGUCGGCAUCGUCGGCCGUACCGGUGCAGGCAAGUCAAGUCUCACGCUCGCGCUGUUCCGCUUCCUUGAGGCGCAGGAAGGUCGCAUUGUCAUCGACGGGCUGGAUAUUUCGAAGAUCCGCCUGCACGACCUCCGAAGUCGCCUUGCGAUUAUCCCGCAGGACCCGGUCCUCUUCUCGGGCACUAUCCGCAGCAACCUCGACCCCUUUGGCGAGCACGAGGACAGAGACCUGCACGAGGUGCUCGCGCGCGUCCAUCUGACCGACGGGCCUCCGCACGAGUACAGCAACGGCGACGGGCUGGCCCUCAUCCCGCCAACGACAACGCGCAGCGUCCUCACGCACGUCUUCCCGCACAUGAACCCGGCGCACAACGACGCGGCAUCGACGCACUCGGGCUCGUCAUCGCACUCGUCGCACCACCACCUCACGGAAGAAGAAGAGCGUGAGCUCUUCACGCACCACACGGGCCCGGUCACGGUGCCGGAACUGGAAGCGAUUUUCGGGACGCCGCCAUCGUCGCCGUCGGCGGGCUCGGACGCGGGCGCAGAAGCAGAAGCGGCACCGCUCCCGUCGCUGCCGCCAAACUUCAACCCCUUCACCAACCUCUCGUACCCGAUCGCGCCGGCGGGCGCAAACCUCUCGCAGGGCCAGCGCCAGCUGCUCUGUCUUGCGCGCGCGCUGCUGGCCAGACCGAAGGUAAUGAUUCUAGACGAGGCGACGAGCGCGGUGGACAAGGCAACGGAUGCGCGGAUCCAGGCGAGCGUGCGCGCCGAGUUUGGUGGUCGCAGCACUCUGCUCGUGAUUGCGCAUCGGUUGAGCACGAUUGCGGAUUUCGAUCGCGUGGUUGUUGUGGGUGAGGGGAGGGUGGUCGAGACGGGCUCGCCGAGGGAGUUGCUGUUGCGUGAGGAGGGCGUGUUUAGGGGGAUGGUGGAGGGGAGUGGUGAGAAGGAGGGGCUGUGGAGGGUUAUUCUUGGGGAGGGGGAGGGCGAGGAAUAAGCUGUUUGAAGGAGGGGGUUAGGCGUGGGUAAGGGCUGUACUGUAUGAUGAUGAUGGGUUAUGUAUAUGUGUAUAUGUAGAUAUGGAGGGGUGGGCGGGGAGUCUAAAAUAUGGUUUUUGGGCUUGCGUGUGUUUGUGUGCUGUGCUGCUGCUGUUGUGGGUGUGGGUGUGAGCUGUGAGUGUGAGUGGAUGUGAUAGGUAGAGAUGAGGGAGGGGCUGUGGAAAGUUGCUGGUUGUGAAUGUUUUGGGCUGGU